This is a messenger RNA of Pseudomyrmex gracilis, 5528 nucleotides long. It is a transcript of the gene ogre, whose product is annotated as innexin inx1. The transcript is spliced from 4 exons. Lineage: Eukaryota; Metazoa; Arthropoda; Insecta; Hymenoptera; Formicidae. Gene Ontology annotation, cellular component: gap junction; plasma membrane. The coding region runs from base 1513 to 2610 and encodes 365 amino acids. Gene Ontology annotation, molecular function: gap junction channel activity. The record is from RefSeq and is a predicted model, not a curated record.
CCUGACUUCUCGUCAGUCGUCGUUCAAGAUAUUGUUACGCGCGCACGCUUUUACGUACGCCAGCGCUCGCCGCAACAUUUCCUGCGAGAAAAACUAAGGAGCUGGAAGGAAGGAGCAAUUUGUUUUCCCCCUCCUUUUGCAAACAAAAAAAAAAGAACGGAAAACGGAGCAUCUAGGGGGCAUCGGCGCGCCUUGCCGCACAAUUUCGUUUCGAAUCGUGCGCGCAUAGAGGCGCGAGUGGAGAGGAAGGGACAAAGGGGGACUUUGAAAGGGGAUGGGGACGGUGAGUGAAAGAGAGACGGAGAGAGGGGAAGGGCGGUCGGUGUGAUUGACAGUUGGUAGUUAGUGUCGCUUCCUCGAUACGCGACGGCAGUUUGUAUAAGUUGUGCACGUUGGCGUUGCCGAAAGUGCCUUUUCGUUCUCCCGGUGUUUCUGUAAGAAAAAGAAGAGGGGUAGGGUGAGAAGCAAAAGAGGGAAAGAUUAUCGUUUUUUCGAGUAAAAUAAACAUUGGUUAGCGCAAUUGCAAGUUCAUCUUGACACACGCAACAAAAAUUUCCGUUCAAGUCGAAAAAAGUUGAAAAAAUCGCAACCUCUGUUUCAGAAUUUUAACUUUUCUAGCGAAGUCUCAGGCAAGAGAAUAAUUGAAAAAAGAAGUCAAAGCGGAAGCGACAAAAUAUAGAGAUUUCAAAGAAAGCGGAAAGAGCGGCGGAGCGCGCGAAAACUCUCGUUCUCUCUCUCUCUCUCUCUCUCUCUCUCUACGUUUCAUUGGCUUGAUUGCUAAAUGAUUGACGCGAAACGUGAGAGACGUGAAACCGCCAAUCUCUCGCAGAAGGAACUGGAACACACGUUGCGAACUCGUCCAACGUGGUUCGGUGACCGAUCUCGCCCGUAGAAACAUCGAGGGAAGGAAGAAGAAGGAUCCGUGGCGAGAGAGCGAAGAGAAAGGAGAGGAGACAGAGUUACGGCGGAAAAAGAAGGACGGCGAAAGAAGGGCACGAGCGAAAGGGAAAGACGAAGACAAAGCGAGAGGAGGCGAAGAGAAGGGGCGCUGUGUGCGUGUGUGUGUGUGCGGCGACGGCGCGACGGAGCGUCUGAAGAGAAGGUAGGACGGAAAGACGGGUGAAGAGAAAGGAGGGAGGCAGAGGAGGUAUACCCCGCGUGUGGACAAACGUGCAUUCUCGUGUAUGCUGGCUCGUGUGUCUCUCUCUCUUGUUUCGUUUUACUGCUUUCGUUCGUACGAGAGCGUGCGUUGGAUGAGCUACGCUCGUUAGUGCCGGUUGAUGGUAUAACGUCUUCGUGAUCCGUCGUUGUGAAACCGUUGUAGAAUUUGCCGAAGAACAAUAUUGAAGCUACAAGAGAGAGACUUUACUUUCGCGCGUCUUCGAAGUAUCCUCCUUUCCACGUGGUUGGUAUACCGGUUGCGGCUGUCUUCAAGGGGUUGUUGCGGGAACCCCCCUGUUGUGCGUCGACGUUUGUCUUCGUAGAUUGAAGAAGCUUAUCAAGGACGCGACCAUGAGUCUGUAUAAACUUCUAGCGGGGCUAGGUCAGUAUCUGAAGCGACAGGAAGUCGGCACGGACUCUAUGGUGUUUCGGAUGCACAAUAUCUUCACCACCGUGCUGUUGUUCACGUGCUCGGUCAUACUCACGGCCACCCAAUACGUCGGUAAUCCGAUCACCUGCCUUGUCGAGGGUUUGCCCAAACAAGCUGUCAACACGUAUUGUUGGAUAACAUCCACCUUCACGAUGCCGGACGCGUUUGAUCGACAGGUCGGCUUAGAAGUUGCUCAUCCAGGAGUCGCGAACGAUUUCGGAGAUGUUGAAGCGAGAAAAUAUUACACUUACUACCAGUGGGUCUGCUUCGUGCUGUUCUUCCAGGCGCUUUUCUGUUACGUGCCGCAAUGGUUGUGGAAUAACUGGGAAGGCGGGCUGAUGCAGGCGCUGGUCAUGGGAUUGAAUUACGGAAUAGACGAGAAGGAAAAUAUAGAAAAAAAGAAAAAUACUCUCAUGGAGUACUUGCGGCUGCACAUCAAGUGUCAUAACACGUACGUGUAUCGGUACUUCGUCUGCGAGGCCCUUUGUCUAAUCAACAUAUUCGCUCAGCUUUACUUUAUGAACCGAUUCUUCGACGGCGAAUUUCUCAGCUACGGUCUACGAGUGCUACAGAUGUCGGAAACGCCGCAAGAGGAGCGAAUUGAUCCCAUGGUCUACGUGUUCCCGCGAGUCACCAAGUGCAUCUUCCACAAAUACGGUCCUUCGGGCACGAUACAAAGACACGACUCACUCUGCAUUUUGCCGCUCAACAUCGUCAACGAGAAGACGUAUAUUUUCAUUUGGUUCUGGUUUAUUUUACUAGCUAUCAUGCUGAUCGGUCUGAUAGUUUACAGAGCGACCAUCAUUUUCGUGCCGUUAGUACGAUCGAAACUGAUGCAUCUUUCGGCGAGAUUGCUGCCGAUCGAGAUCUGUCGAAGCGUCAGCGCAAAAGUCGACCUCGGCGAUUGGUGGAUACUUUACAUUUUGUCGUCUAACAUGGAUUCUCUGAUUUACAGAGAUUUUCUUAUGGAAUUUACAAAAAAGAUGGGCAACGCCAGCUCGAAGGCUAUGACCGCGUAAAGAGUAAAGCAUUUUCGUUUGCCGUACAUGUAUAAUAAAUAUGAGAAUUAUAAUUAGUUUAAAAUUAAAGAACUGAUUCUCACAUCGCGGCAAGCUUUUGUUUUUCUCUCAUUCGCGCGUUUCUGCAUCUUUGCAUUAUUGCUAUAUCAGAGAAUUCACCUUAAUGUUUAAAUUUUUUGUACAAGUACUUUAUUAACAACUACUGCGUAGUAUUAUGUUACGCGAAAAGAAUUGCGAAAUUUAAUUUGGGCUUGAUUUUGGUUUUGAUUCGGAUUUGAUUUAACAUAUUGUUGUCUUAUGUUUAAAACAUAAAAUGCAACGCUACUCGAUAUAAAGUGUAAAGAAAAACAAAGAGAUAUAAAUAAAUUUAUUACUUAAUAUUUUUUUUUGUUUAUUAAAACUUCUUUGGAAACUUAGAACAAUAUCUUGAAUCGUGUGCGUGUAAUUAGUCCUUUCUCGCGUGUGAAAUACAAUUUAAAAAAUAAAUUUAUACAAAUUUAUACAAAUUUUGACAGAAAUAAUCGAACAAGUCUUCUUUCCUAAAGUUGGCGUUGCCAUAAGAAAGAAAAUAGCUUCUACCGUUGAAACUGUUUGAAAAAAAUGCUUUGUGGAAUAAAAUUAAAAUUGCAAUAAGAAAAUGAGAACUUAUCAGGAAAAUAGUUUUGUAUUUAGAAUAACACAAAUUAAGGUGAAUUGGGAUAGAUGAUUAGACGUACAAAACACACCAAUUGAACGAAAGUAUUAUCUCGAAAAAUGAUAUUCCAAUUUGGUAAGACUGUAAGCAAUGCCGAAAUAUAUCUAUGUUAUAUACCCGUCAUGUAUAUAUAAUAGACAUAAGGGUGUUUUACGAGUUUUUAUUAUUAUUAGUAAUAUCAUUAGUAUUAUUAUUAUCAGUGGGGCAGAAUAUAUAUAGAGUUAAUGACGAGCAUAUACUGUCUUUUCAGAGAGAAAGGUCUGCGGUCUGCGCAUAGGGAUGGAAUAAUGGACAGAGUGGGGAGAUCGUUGCGCGCUACGCAGUGCCGUAUAUGUAAAUACGAUACAAUCGGGCGCUCAAACAAUUCCCUUUUUUUUUUUUUUUUUUGUAACUAUUGGGCUCGAACGUCCGCCCAUUUACCACUCUGCUAUUUACAGAAUAAUGGGCACUGCACGGACAGUACAGCGCUGAGAAAUGGGGGGCUUUCUCCGCGUCCCGUCGGAGGGACGAUGCGCAGGACGGACGAAUUUGCGUCGGUCCGCGAACCUUUCUCUCAUUGAAAAAACAAUAGUAUUGUGCUUACGAAGAUGUUAGACGACUUAAAAAAAAAAAAAAAACAAGGAUACACAGUUUUUGUUUCUAGUUACGUAUUUUCUCUCUUUUCUGUCUCUUUAAAAACGUCAGAUUAUUGUAAAUCUUACACUUUAAAAUAGAGAUAUUUUGAUUAGAGAUCUGACAUAUAUUUUGAUAAGAUUGUUGGAUUAGAGAUCUGACAUAUAUUUUGAUAAGAUUGUUGGAUUAGAAAUCCGAUAUAUAUUCUUUUAUAAACACACAUAUCUCCGAAGAAACCACACAUUAUCGUAUUAGUGUAUAAGAUUACUUUUAUUAUGUAAAAGCGUUUCUUUUAUAGGCGUUUGCGAAUUGCUCAAAGCAUAUUACAUAAUAAAAUGUUUCUAUCGACUUUCAAGUCUGCGGCACGCGAUAGUUUUUCGCAUGCGAGCUUCAGAACUUCAUCAAUAGUGUUUUGAUGAAAAUUUGAAGAAUCCGUCAAAUCGCUUCGCGAUGCUCUCACAACGCAGAGAGAAAGAGAGAGAGAUGCAUCGCGUGCGCCGCAGGCUUUGGUUCUCGUGAGUCGCGUUCGCGAGAAUUCGGUUCGUCGAUCGUUAACAAUCUUGGAAAAAUUGCGGCAGAUUAAAGCGAUCGCUGUUUGCAUAAAAUGACCGACGAAGUUGUAAUUCUAACACACACGUGUGUGAAUAGUAUAAUUGUGGUAUUCUUAGCGAACGUUUACUCACGUAGCGGAGCAGGAUGUUUUACGAACGACAUUACACGUCAUUCUCUAAGUAUGUCAAUUAAGAGAAAAGAGGCUGCAUACGUUUGAUAAAUGCUUUGAUGUCACACACUAACCUUCGUUAUAAUAUAAGUUCAAGAACUCUCAGUUUUGAUUUGAUAACAGGAUCUUUAAUUAAUUUGACAUUGAGGUUUCUUCAAUUGAUCCGUAUACAAUGGAAGCGUUCGUAAUCUUUAUUCAUUGUAUCUUAACUGUUGAAAUAAUCUCUAUGUUUUAUUUUGCGAAAAAUCAAUUUCAAAUAUAUCGCAAAGAUCGUUUUGUUUACAAAUUAAAAUCGAGAAUUCUCGUCAUAUUUGGUUUUGAUGUAAGAAAUACUUUUAAAAGUAAGUUUGUUUUGCACUCAUAACGGCGGUGAGUGAAUUAUUAUCGCGUUAUAAGUUUUGUUACAUAUAUGGUCGAGAGAAAAAGCUCACCUUGUACGCGAUGUGCGUGGUUGUAUAUUUUCGCUGCCAAAUGCAUCAUCUUCGAAUUAUGCAAGUAACAAAUUGCACAGCUUCGCAAUAUCGUUCGCACUAAUUACCACAGAAAUUGUGGCGACCAAACAUAUCAUAAAGUAACUUUUUUUUUAAUCGAUUUCUUUUCAUAUGUGUAUCUCUCAUAUCUGUUACUUUAGACAAGAUGUGAUAAAGACAGAGAUAACACAUUUGAGAGAUUAAAAAAAAAGUUUUUUUUCUGGAAAAGAAAGAUCUUUGUGUGUUACGAUUCUGAAGAUUCUUUUUCACCUAUUUGUGUUCUUUUGUCGGACAACAUCUGUUGUCAGACAAGAAUCCACAUAGAAUCGUGAGAAUUGUUCAUUCACAAAUUCUUCAAUACUUUAAGAUUUAUUGUGUGUAUGUAUGAAUAUUAUGAAUAAUAAAUCAUGAACAAUCUGAA